AUGUUGGUCGUCGUCCUUGCUGCACGCCGCCCACUGCCGGGCUGCACUCCCUUACUUUCCUCUCCGCUCCCUGUACCCGACGUCGAUGAUCGCCCGCCCGCGACAAUGCAAAACACAUACUCACAAGACGAGAACGAACAGACUACCUUCAUGUCGGCUGCUCACGCCUAUAGCCUAGAGCAGGACGUCUGUGUUAUCUGUGACGGCGAAUGCACCUGCGAAAUCUCAGAGUCCACUGCGCCCGCUCCCUAUAUCCCUCCGACGCCGGCACCGACGCCCGCCGCGCCGCUCAAGAUAAAACUGACGGUUCCCCCGGGCCUGUUCACCCGCCCCGUCCCCUCGGCAUCCUCUUCUGCUGUCAUACCUCAAAAGAAGACAAAGUCUACAAUCUCUCCUUAUGCGGCCAAGGCACCGCAUCCCCCGCCGAGAAAACGCGGGCGCCCGCCUAAAGCGCUCGCAGCUGCCUACGCCGCGCAGGCCGCCAAAAAGUCGUCCCAAGUCGCGACGAUCAAAAAGACUUCACCAUCUGUCAUCGCUUCCAAGGGCAAAGGAAAGGCGCCCGCCGCAAAGAAGGCCGUCGUCGCGAGCGGCAAUGCGGUCAAGGGCGGCCGCAACGCGCGCCGGCGUAUGCAGAUUGCUAGCGACGACGACUACAACCCUCUGCGUGCUGGACCCUCCAGCCUCAAACGCACGCACUCCACGAUCGACUACUCUGACGACGACGAAGAGGACAUCCCUCUGCGCCAUAAACACGCGACGAAAGCCUACCCGCCCUUUCUGCCCGUCCCCUCUCACGCGCUCUCCUCUGCCUCGUCCUCCGGCUCCUCGUCUUCGUCUUCAGACUCCGACGACCUCUCGGAUGAUCUGUCCGACUUCUCCGACUCCUCUCUGGCGCACGAGGAGGAGAGCUAUAUUAAGGACGACGAGACCCAUCGUCGCGCCGCCCACGAAAAGGCGCGAGUUACGCGGGAGCUGUUCGGAGAGAACCCGUACGCGCGCAAGUCUCACUCUCACUCCCAGUGGGACAUCCGUCCCCGGCAGCGCUCGGUCAGUGCCGCGCCGGAGGACAAUAUGGAUGUUGAUGAGGAUGCUGAUGGGGAGGAUGAGAGCGAGGGAGAGGAGGAUGAAGAGGAGGCGGACGGAGAGGCUGAGGCGGAUGCCGAUGCGGAGGAUGAUGCGGAGGAAGGGGAGGUGGAGAGUGAACUUCGUGGGCCGGCGUACGUCGGUAUUGGCACCGGCUGGACCGACGACGACGAUGAAGACGCAUUCGACGCUGCGCUGUUCUUCUCCGCGCUCGAUGCCGAUUCGGACGACGCCUCUCCGGCGCCGAAGACUGCGCUGCUCGUGCAUCCGGACGCACAGAUGGAUGAAGACGCCACCGAAGAUGAUGAUGAGAUGAGCUGGGACGAAGACGCCGAGUUCGCUCAAGGCGUCUUUGAAGUUACGCAUGCGUGGGAUGGCUCCGUCGCUUUCACCAACGGGUUUAGAGACGGACAAGGUUUACUCGACUGGGCGUUCGAAGCCGAAGCUGCCGCGGCAAUCUCAUCAGAUUCGCCCUCAUCAUCACCUACGCCGGAGCCGAUGCCACCACCGUCGUCCGCUCUGACACUCGACUUCCUCAGCUCUGGUGCCGGUCUACUUCCUGCAUUCGAGACCGCUGCCGAAGAGGACGGAGAACAGGGUGACGAUGAAGAGAUGGAGGACGAGAUGGACUCUGAUGCGGGCAGCAGCACCGAUGACGAGCUCGUAGACGCCCAUGGUCUACCCACCGAACGCUUGAUGCGGCUUUUUCGUCCGCCUGCCGCUUUGCCCGUCAGCAUCGACCCGCAAAGUACACUCUCGCCCACCCGGGCUUCGGCCGAUCUCGAUCUCGACUCUGACAAAGAUGAGCCGCCCACCCCACCCCGUCGUGCUAUGUCCACUGGCAGGAAGAGCAAGUCGAGGGGCCCGCCGAUGGGCACGUUCAGUACCGUGCGCAGCGACUCGCUUCGCCGGGCCGUGAUUGAUGGCGCGCGUUCGCCCGGAAAGGAAGCCGCCAGUCCGUUCCCGCUUCGCAGGCGCCGCGGGUUCAGCGAGUCGAAUGCAAGCAGUAUCUUCAGCGGUACGCGCGGGCGCUCGGCUUCGCUCUCGCAGUUCUCGCAAACGCUGCUGUCGCCCUCUCCGGCCCUCGGAUCCGAUUUCCCGCGGUCACCUUCUCCGUUCAAUCGCAACCCGCUGACACCUGGGUCUUCACUCGCUCUCUCGACGCCUCUGCCAUUAUCCGCAGACAUCUUCCCUGUUGCUCCUUCGCCCAUCGAGCCUCCCUCUGAGCCCGCACGUCUUGAGCUUUCAGACGUGCUCGACGCCUCCCUUCUCGCAGGCGGUGAAGACGAAGGCGAGGGCCCCGCACCACCCGAUACAGAGCUUUCCGAUGCUCUCGCCACUCCAUCGACCUUCGCAAGAUGGGAGCGCGUGCCGAUUGGCACCUUUCGUCGCGCUAGUGCCAGGGAGAGCGGACUUCUCUCCGAUUCGGGCAUGGCGUACGCUGGGAACGGCGCGUUCGGCGUUGGGGGCAUGGUGCGCGGGAGCCCGUUCAGCACGCUCACUGCUGCACCCGCACUCCCGGAAGACUCGCCCACACCCGUCUCGCGCCGCGCCGUCCGUCGUCGUCUCAGUGUCGCCGCCUCACCGGUUCUCCUUCCUACGAUCGGUACGACGUCCACCGAGACAACGCCGAAAAGGAAGGAGAGUCGACAGGAUAAGAUUGCACGGAGACGAAGCGCGAUGCAUCUGGGCAACGGCAGUGUGCCGAAUGGUGGUGGGCACAGGGGGAAGGGAAAGGUGCAUCGGAGAGGACAUCAUCCGAACGAUAAGGCGCGCGGAGGGUUGCAGAGGAAUGGUGGGGUUCCGCCUUUGAGCAUAUAG
Molecule: messenger RNA, 2904 nt
Organism: Peniophora sp. CBMAI 1063
Lineage: Eukaryota; Fungi; Basidiomycota; Agaricomycetes; Russulales; Peniophoraceae
Source: the annotation of a GenBank genome assembly